CGGGCGUCAGCUGACUGCUCGGCUGCUGCCGUUUGCCGCCGUUGAGACUCCACCAGGCCGCUGUCGCUGUUACCGCCGUUGCCGCCGCCGCCGCCGCCGCCGCCGCCGCCGCCGCCGCCGCCGCCAUGGCUCAAUACAAGGGCGCCGCGAGCGAAGCGGGCCGCGCCAUGCACCUGAUGAAGAAGAGGGAGAAGCAGCGCGAGCAGAUGGAGCAGAUGAAGCAGCGGAUCGCGGAGGAGAACAUCAUGAAAUCGAACAUCGACAAGAAGUUCUCCGCUCACUACGACGCCGUGGAGGCGGAGCUCAAGUCUAGCACCGUUGGUCUCGUGACCCUGAAUGACAUGAAGGCCAAGCAGGAGGCCCUGGUGAAGGAGAGGGAGAAGCAGCUGGCAAAGAAAGAGCAGUCGAAGGAGCUGCAGCUGAAGCUGGAGAAGCUGCGAGAGAAGGAGCGCAAGCAGGAGGCCAAGCGCAAGAUCUCCAGCCUGUCCUUCACCCUGGAUGAAGAGGAGGAGGCGGGCGACGAGGAGGAGGAGGCGUACGAGGAGGAGCUGGAGAGGGAAGAGGUCACCACAAAGAAGAGGAAACUGGGGAAGAACCCUGAUGUGGACACCAGCUUCCUACCUGACCGAGACCGCGAGGAAGAGGAGAACCGGCUCCGGGAAGAGCUGCGGCAGGAGUGGGAGGCCAAGCAGGAGAAGAUCAAGAGUGAGGAGAUCGAAAUCACCUUCAGUUACUGGGACGGCUCUGGGCACCGGCGGACGGUGAAGAUGAAAAAGGGCAACACAAUGCAGCAGUUCCUGCAGAAGGCACUGGAGAUCCUGCGCAAAGACUUCAGCGAGCUCAGGUCGGCGGGGGUGGAGCAGCUCAUGUACAUCAAGGAGGACUUGAUCAUACCCCACCACCACAGCUUCUACGACUUCAUUGUCACCAAGGCACGAGGGAAGAGCGGGCCGCUCUUUAACUUUGACGUUCACGAUGACGUGCGGCUGCUCAGUGAUGCCACCGUGGAGAAGGAUGAGUCCCACGCAGGCAAGGUGGUGCUGCGGAGCUGGUACGAGAAGAACAAGCACAUUUUUCCCGCCAGCCGCUGGGAGCCCUACGACCCCGAGAAGAAGUGGGACAAGUACACGAUCCGGUGAACGGUGAACCGUGGUGCUGAGCGCCAUGGCUCCUCCAGCUCCAGCUGUCCUCUGCCCCCUCCCGGGGUCUCCAGGACUCCAGGCGCCCCCCCACCCCCUCCCCACUUCCUCAGCCCUGACCUGACUGACUAGGGAAGGGAGCAGGGAGCUGGCGACCCCUGCCACUGGUGGUGUCACUUUUAUGAGAAAUAAAUGCGCACGGCAGAGUUGUUUUAAACAUUGCUUAUGGAGGUAAAAUUCACCAUUUUGAUCAUUUGAUUGGGGGGUACUUAGUUCACUCACAGUGUUGUGCGACCAUCAUCUCUGUCUAUGUCCAGAUCAUUUCUGUCGUACCCCCGCCAAGGAGACCCCGUGCCCAUUCACAGCCUCUCCCCCAGCCCCUGGUACCCCCUUGUCUGCUUUCUGUCUGUAUGGAUUUGCCUAUUCUGGAAGUUCCACAUAAAUGAAAUCAUGCACUGUU
Mustela lutreola (European mink) is the source of this 1599-nucleotide messenger RNA. RefSeq names its product family with sequence similarity 50 member A (gene FAM50A). Bases 126 to 1139 code for a protein of 337 amino acids. The record is from RefSeq and is a predicted model, not a curated record. Gene Ontology annotation, biological process: chromatin organization. Gene Ontology annotation, cellular component: nucleus. The transcript is spliced from 13 exons. Lineage: Eukaryota; Metazoa; Chordata; Mammalia; Carnivora; Mustelidae.